Messenger RNA from Letharia columbiana, 846 nucleotides. RefSeq lists its product as uncharacterized. The record is from RefSeq and is a predicted model, not a curated record. The coding region runs from base 1 to 846 and encodes 281 amino acids. Lineage: Eukaryota; Fungi; Ascomycota; Lecanoromycetes; Lecanorales; Parmeliaceae. Gene Ontology annotation, molecular function: metallopeptidase activity. The transcript has a single exon.
AUGCUUUUCCCGUUUUGGAGGUGUUGGUGUAUUCUAGCCACCGGCCAUCAAGUCCUUGCACAGGUCAUAGUUGACACAAACGCCACGAACGCAACCGAACCUGUCCUUGCAACGAACAUCACAACCUCCCGCCUCCUCCUCCAGUACUACGGAACCGACGACGCAACAAUAAGCGGCAGGUACCAAAUCCUCCUCUGCGGCGCCGGCCAGACCGACUCCAAAGCCGCCAAGCUCCAAGCUCUCCUCCCCCUGAUCUGGCAGAAUCUCCAGGUAGCAAUCCAAGACGUCAAGAAAGGCACCACAUCCCAGCACGGCUACACCGCCUUCUUCAAAACCGACACCAACCAAGCGGCCGUGACGGACCUUUUCCACAAAAUCUCCGCCGGCGACCCCGUCCCCGUAUCCGCCGACCGAGCCACGCGCCUGGGAUCACCGACGGCGUCCCCAACCUUCGCCUGCAUGGAAGAAGGAGACGCCUUCACAGCGCACCUCUACGCCGAAUGCCUCGCCCGAAACACGGGGACGAUAUCCGCAACCCUGAUGACGUGGGGCGCGACGGAGAUCGUCUUCAUCUGCCCCUCCUUCUGGGCCCUCCCCGCCGGGCUCACGCGGGCCAGCUGCCCACGCGUCGUCCGCAACAGGGCCAGUCCGGACGACGAGGCGCUGAUCCGGAGCAUGUACGGCUCGGUCGUGCACAUGCUGGCGCACGUCUAUGUGCCCGAGUCGUUGGAUUACGGCAACAGUGUCGUGCAGGAGGUGGAUGGUGUGCAGGCUGCCAUUGAGCUGAACGCGACGGAGAGUCUGGUGACUGCGAGUAAUUAUGCGUUUUACGCUGCCGGUGAGUAG